Molecule: messenger RNA, 609 nt
Organism: Gongylonema pulchrum
Lineage: Eukaryota; Metazoa; Nematoda; Chromadorea; Rhabditida; Gongylonematidae
Source: the annotation of a GenBank genome assembly
AUGCACAGCCAGAGUUCGUUGGUCGCAUACGGUGAAGCGGACGACGAGGAGGAGGAGGAGGAUCAGUUUGCCAAAGCUGAUCGAAAUGCAAUUGCUAAUAUGUUGGCUCAAAAGAAGGGUUCUGGCGGUACGGGAUCGACCAGUCGUGAGCCAAAACCACCCCCAGGGCAUGAGGACAGUCGAUCGCCAGAUGAAAUUACCAUUGACAACCUUGUGGAACGCUUACGCGAAAUGGAGGGAAAUCGAGCGGAGCAAGGCAUUGCUGGCAGUCCGGCAUCGAAAUCGGUGGAAGGUUGGGAGAGCCCCGCAAUGCACGAUGAUGCGGUGGAAAUAAAAUUGCCACCAUCGCCAACUGCAAAAUGUCCUCCUGAACUUGAGGAACGUUUCCGAGUUUUUUUUGAGAAGAAAGCACAAGGAGCUGAUCUAAAUGCAAUGAUCCAGAAAAGACGCGAUUUUAAAAAUCCAUCCAUGUAUGCCAAAUUGAUCGAAAAAUUUGAGGUGGAUGAACUGGGCUCGAAUUUUGACCCAGCUGUGUUUAAUCCGCACGGAUUCACGAAGGACUGCUAUUAUGACGAGAUUGGUAAGCUUCAUGCAACUCAUACUUUUUAA